AUGGCGCCUGCGCGUACAACUUCUUCUUCCCACCUGCUCCAGAUCCUCCAAUCCACAGUCGGUGACGAAGCCCUAGAUCUCACGUUCAAGGCGAUGAAGCGGCUCUCAGAAUACGAGAAUUUCCGGUACGACCCUGAGAGCGGCCGUCUUGAGGUCCUGCUACCCUUGGCGGACGAGGAUCUUUGGGUGCGCAGACGAAGAGUCAAGACCCUGGCGGAGUUCCUAGAAGACGACGAACAGUACGCUUACAGCGAGAAUCCUAGUGAGGAGUACACCUUCUGGCUGGCGCAGUGUGUUCACUAUGGGUUGGAGUUUCCAAUCACGACGGAGGAUGCGAAGGCAUAUGUGAGGGGUGCUAUUGAGCAGGGGAUCAAGAAGGAGCCUCCGCACUUCAGGGUGCUGAGGAAGUUCUUGGAGAGACAAUAUCUUGAGAUGCAUGAGGAGAGUGAUGAGAGUGAUGAGAGUGAGGAGAGUGAGGAGAGUGAGGUUGACGAUGAUGACCAGGUGGUCUUUGUUGGUCCUGAAGAGGAGGAGUCGGGGUUUGAUAUGGUUGAUAAUGAUUGUCAAGUGGUUGAAGACUCGCUUGCAGACGAAUAUUUGGAAGCUAUGAUGAUCGAUCAAGAGCACGAUGCGGACGAUGAAGACGAGUCGGAUGACACCGAGCGUGAAGACAAGUCAGAUGGCACGGAUGAUGAUGACGACAAUGCAGACCUUGAUAGCGAAUCAGAUGAACCAGCCAGUGAUUCGGAUGCAGACAUGGAUGAUGGUGGUGGUGGAGAUCAUGCAGACGAUACGCAACAAGAUGGAGACAAUCAAGACGACCAAGCCCAAGAGACUAGAGGUGUGUCUGAGGGAAACCCUCCAGACAUCAACAUGAAUGCCGAUGGGGAUGGCAUCUCUGGUCCUGGAGACAACACCGCCACGCCAGACCAUCAGCAAUGCGAAUCUCUUGCUCCUCAAUCAGCAAACGAACCACAACUGACACUUCCUCGCUCACCGGUGGCUGCCAUCGAAGAGGUGGAUCUCAGCCAGGAGUCCCCCACAUCUAUCUACGAUCUUUCUUCGGACAGUGAUUCCCAGCCUGUUAAUGCUUCAAACAACGCCGGCCAAGACAACACGGAAGAGGCUUCCUACGAUGCUGCUCUCAGAGAACAUAUUGAUUGCCUGUACAAUGAGGAUGAAUAUGACAACUUCAGCGAAUACCAUGCUGGUCACAUUGCAAGUGGUAUCAAUGAUCUGCGAUCAUCAGGCAGAGCAACUAGAUCAUCUGCAGCUAAGGAUGAGUCGAAGACCAGUGUUGAGCAUAUUGACGCACCGUCACUCAGCCCUGUCUGUCUCAUGGAUCUGGACAGAGAUCUUGAAACUGCCCAGAUGUGUCAGAAGGCCGAAAGGGAUGACAAUACUCAGCAGAAAGAUAAGUCUUUAGGGGAUCGCAAGUCUCAAGAUCUUCCGGACGUGGAGGACCUCUUACCCUCUAUAGCCCAUAACAACAAAUCAGGAGGAGUCAAGACCGACAUGAGGAUAGCGGAUGCCCCAGGAUCUCAAGACUCGGUGUUCGAGAGCAUUGAGACUUGUUCCCCGAAUCCCGGCAGCUCUCAAACUCUCAAACCUGUGGAAGUGAGGGAUCUUGGAAAGAGUAAUACCAGGGACAAGGAAGGCCCCACUACAUUUUACCCUCUACCAUCCGCGACCUCCUUGAGAUCUCCAUGUUCGGAAGUUGAUCAUGACGGUAAGGAUAUUCGGGCGUUGCCUCUCAAAACGUUAUCAACAUCUGGGACCACAGGCUUUAUCAAUGUGCCACAAGGGCCAAAGGCUUGGAGUUCACCUCCCACCACAAAUUUUAUCGACGUACCACGAGGACCCAAAGUUUGGAACUCACCUUCCACAACAAGCUUUAUCAACGUGCCACGAGGACCCAAGGCUUGGAGCUCACCUUGCAGAUCAAGAUCAGGAACCCUAUCUGGUGUAACAGCACAUUCCCCUCUCCUGACUCCAUCUCCUAAGGAAUCUCGUUUUUUGCGUCAGUUAACAUUCCAGAAAGCAAGAGGUGCAGUAUUGCAUGGUAAAAAUGCUGCAUCGAUGCUGGAUUCAUUCUCUAGUGUGACGACCCAGUCUAAUAUUUUAAGUAGUCCUUUUGUGCAGAACACCACUUUUCCCAUCCGAUCGUUUACAAACCAGACCGUGCAGAAUAAGCUUGAGCUUGAGGCUGGAAUGAAUGCUGAACGGAGUGAACAAGCGAGAGAACAUCAGAAUAUUGUGAAUUGGCACCAACAAGAAUAUCAGAGGCUUCGAGAAGUCAAUCACCAAAACAUUCGGAAAGAGCAACCGGGAGCAGAAGCCAUUGUUGAACAUGGACGAAUUCAGCAGUCGUCCUCAAGGGCAGGUAAAAGAAGCGCUGAAGAUAAUAUCUUACCAUGUUCCAUUGGCAGCCAUAGCCAACUUGCCGACCAGCGUAGUGACAUUCAGCGAAGUCUCGGCAACGCUGCUCACCAGCCUCGGAAAAAGCAAUGCUUGGAGACUCCUUCCAAGAAUGUGGAACAGUCAACGGGAAGAAGAAGUACCAACAGCUCUAGCACAGGAAAGAAGACAUCCAUGAUGAAGACACACUCUGCGACCCAAAGUGGUGUAGACGGUUGUUCCACCCAAGAGAGGCUUCCGAGGAAGGAAGGCUCAUUCAAGACACCAAUCACAAACGAUGCUGCAAGAAGUGCAGAAAAGAAAGAGACCACCUACCAGAGACCUAAAGAGCAGAACAGAGGAGGACAAAGUCCCACCAAAACAAGAGCCUCCAAAGCGGCCGCCGCAAAGGCAAAGUCUGAGAUGAGCUUUCGUUCCAUACGGGACGAUGCGAACCAGACACCAAAGUCCAAGUCGAUGGACGCGACGAACAAUCUCAGUCGCCAGUUAAUUGACUCACGGGAUACGACAUCCAAACGUGACGAGGACAAGACAACACGAGCAAAUCAAGAGAGCCUCAUGUCACACCCAAAGACUUCAAAGCCAGAACUCGCCUGGCAAUCAGUUACCUACACGUCCAACCCAAUGGCCGGGCGAAGGCCAGGGAGCUACCGCCUGGACAGCAUCGAACCGCAGCAUUUCCGAGACGUCAUAACGAUAGUAAACCCGGCGGCACGCCAUGGCCAGAGUCUGAAAGACCUCCCACUUCCGCGAAAGAUUUCGACAAUGGAUCCAGGCACCGAACAACCGCUCGAGCUGCAGUGGGUUGAGCAGCGUCGAGCGUUCAAGAAGCGCAAGCGCGAUCAAUUUAUGGCUAAUGUCCCUGAAGACUCUUUGUUGAUGGAUAAGGUGCCGAUCAUGGUUAGCGAACCGAAAGGACUAAGGAUUGAGCAUUUUUAG
Molecule: messenger RNA, 3357 nt
Organism: Exophiala bonariae
Lineage: Eukaryota; Fungi; Ascomycota; Eurotiomycetes; Chaetothyriales; Herpotrichiellaceae
Exons: 2
Coding region: 1-3357 (1118 amino acids)
Source: RefSeq, a predicted model, not a curated record